Messenger RNA from Phialemonium atrogriseum, 1024 nucleotides. Its product is annotated as zf-DNL-domain-containing protein. Bases 106 to 822 code for a protein of 238 amino acids. The transcript has a single exon. Gene Ontology annotation, molecular function: protein-folding chaperone binding; zinc ion binding. Gene Ontology annotation, biological process: protein stabilization; protein import into mitochondrial matrix; protein folding. The record is from RefSeq and is a predicted model, not a curated record. Gene Ontology annotation, cellular component: mitochondrion. Lineage: Eukaryota; Fungi; Ascomycota; Sordariomycetes; Cephalothecales; Cephalothecaceae.
AUUAGAGGUACCUAUGUAGAGAGCAUCUGCAAGCAUCUCUUUUUUACUUGCAAUCUUUCAACACACCAAAAAAAGAAGCCUGCAUUCGAGCGUCCCCACAUAAACAUGGCAUCAAGACGCGCACAUGCGCUGCUAGCCCAGCUCUCAAGACCAAUCGCCCCAGCAAUAAAGGCUUCCCGUCCCCAAUUCCACCCCACGGGACCUUCCCUCCUCCCACGCCUCCCGCUCGCCGCCCAGCAUCCCCAACCGCUCCUCCUCCGCGCCGCCCACAGCAUCCCCCGGCCUCGCUCUCACGCCGCCGCAGCAACAACAACAACCGACCAGUCCGGCCCCCCGGCAGCACCAACCUCCCAAUCCAAGCACCAACACAAACCCAAGCAACCACGGGUAGCCCAGCAACCCCACUACGAGCUAACCUUCACCUGCGUCCCGUGCGGCGAGCGCUCGCGCCACAAGGUCUCGAAGCAGGGGUACCACCACGGCUCGGUGCUGAUCACGUGUCCGGGCUGCCGCAACCGGCACGUCAUGAGUGACCACCUGGGCGUCUUCUCCGAGGCGCCCUCGGGCACCGUCGAGGACCUGAUGCGCGGGCGCGGGCGCCUCGUCAAGCGCGGCACCCUCGGCGAGGACGGCGACGUCGAGUUCUGGGAGGACGGCACCGUCACGAGGAGGGGCGGCGCCGACGACCCCGACGGGGAGGGGGAGGUGGUGGUGGUGGGCGGCGCGGGGGGGCAGGAGAAGGAAGAAGUGGAUGAUUUGCCUCCUGGGGCGACGUUCAAGAGUGCUGCUGCUGCGGCUGCUGCUGGGGAGAAGUCGGGUUAGGAAAAAAAAGGGGGGCGGUUGCAUGGUGUUGGUGUGGUUGUGACACCGGGCUGUUUUUAUCACAUAUUGGAGUUAAUCGCAAGGAAUACCCGGAUCGAAAUUGCAUAGACUGUACCAUAUCUCACAACUCUGUUCGCAUAUAGACAUAUAAACUGUAUAAAUCACGAUACGCAGGGCUUUUCCGCCCCAUUAUCUAUCUCCC